Molecule: messenger RNA, 1851 nt
Organism: Phragmites australis (common reed)
Lineage: Eukaryota; Viridiplantae; Streptophyta; Magnoliopsida; Poales; Poaceae
Product: endoplasmic reticulum oxidoreductin-1-like
Exons: 10
Coding region: 100-1497 (465 amino acids)
Biological process (GO): protein folding in endoplasmic reticulum
Cellular component (GO): endoplasmic reticulum membrane; endoplasmic reticulum
Molecular function (GO): FAD binding; thiol oxidase activity; protein-disulfide reductase activity
Source: RefSeq, a predicted model, not a curated record
UCCCCGCCAGACCGCCGUUGCCCCGACUCGAACGCGGGGCGAAAAUUCCUUCGAACCCCUUCAGAUCUCGCUUCUGGAAGCUUCCGACCCGGAGUGGGGAUGUCUUCGGAACCCACUCCCGCCACCAACGCUGCCGGUGGGGGCAAGCAGCGGCGGGGCCGGUGGUGGUACGCGGCAGCGGGGGCCCUCCUCGUGGCGUUUCUCGCCGUGGCCGCGGGCUCCCGCAGCUUCCCCGGCAUCCACUCCUUCUCCUCGCGAGGAGGCUGUGGCUGCCCCGCGGCGAGGAAGUACACGGGGAUGGUGGAGGACUGCUGCUGCGACUACGAGACGGUGGACGCCAUCAACGAGGAGGUCCUGCACCCGAUCCUGCAGGAGCUCGUCAAGUUGCCCUUCUUCAGGUACUUCAAGGUUAAAUUGUGGUGUGACUGCCCCUUUUGGCCUGAUGAUGGAAUGUGCCGGCUUAGAGACUGUAGUGUCUGUGAGUGCCCAGAGAAUGAGUUUCCUGACACAUUCAAGAAGCCUUAUAGUGGACUUCCUACAGAUAAUAUGAUCUGUCAAGAAGGAAAACCACAGGCUGCAGUUGAUAAAACCCUUGACAGAAGGGUUUUUAAAGGAUGGGUCGAGACUGACAAUCCAUGGACCUAUGAUGACGAGACUGAUAAUGAUGAAAUGACUUAUGUCAAUCUCCAACUGAAUCCUGAACGUUACACUGGUUAUUCUGGUGAUUCAGCGAGAAGGAUAUGGGAUUCGAUUUACAAAGAAAAUUGUCCAAAAUAUCCUUCAGAAGAGCUGUGCCAGGAGAAGAAGGCAUUGUACAAGCUAAUUUCUGGGUUGCACUCCUCAAUUUCAGUGCAUAUUGCUUAUGAUUAUCUACUCGAUGAAUCUACUAACUUGUGGGGACAGAAUCUCUCUUUGCUGUAUGAUCGGGUUCUGAAGUACCCAGAGCGUGUCCAGAAUCUGUACUUCACCUACCUCUUUGUUCUUCGGGCAGUGACAAAGGCAGCAGAUUAUCUUGAGCAGGCUGAGUACAACACUGGCAAUCCUGAAGAUGACAUGAAAACACAAUCUCUUGUGAAGCAGUUGCUUUACAAUCCCAAGUUAAGAUCUGCAUGCCCAUUACCAUUUGAUGAAGCGAAACUCUGGCAAGGCGAAAAUGGUCCAGAGCUAAAGCAAGAGAUUCAGAAACAAUUUAGAAAUAUUAGUGCAAUUAUGGACUGCAUUGGAUGCGAGAAGUGUCGAUUAUGGGGAAAGCUCCAAGUUCUUGGUCUUGGAACUGCACUGAAAAUUCUUUUCUCUGUUGAUGGAGAGCGCCAUUUGAAUCAUCCACUGCAGCGAAAUGAGGUCAUUGCAUUGUUCAAUCUUCUGAAUAGACUGUCAGAAUCUGUCAAGUUUGUACACGAAAAAGGACAAUCAAUCGAAGAAGUCAUUAAACAACAGAGCUCUUCAACAGUGCAAAAGGGUGCUUCCGAGCCGAAUCUUAAACUGGCCUUCCACUGAUGUGUAAGAGGGCAAUUUGUAUUUACACCUUAUUUCUCCAUACGGGAAGAACAAUAUGUACAUGCUGGAAGCAGUUUCCUAGAUGGUUUUGUUGCAGCCCAAGAAAAGACAUACAGACCUUUGGAGCUAAACAGUGACAAAGUUUACGUAGCCUCUUUUGCACCCCUUCAUUUUUGGGGGUUCCGCCCCUUUGCAUUUUCCAUGUAUAGUGUACCUCCACCAGUAAGGAUCUCAACGCUUUCACAUUCGCCAUGAUUAAGAAAGGCCCACCUAACUUACAGUUUUCCCAUCUUAUUUUUCCUUGUACUAACUGUGAUCAUAUGACUGCUAACGAGCAAAUAACUUUUUUGUCAA